CAGUCGUAUUAUUCAUAGGGUUGGAGGUGGUUGGUUGUUUGUGGACCGGUCACAUUUUGCUUGCCAAGAAGAAGACGUUGGAUUACGGUACACGGUCCGUUGACUUGACUAACUGGCUGCUGCUGCAUUGAGAUUUGAGACGAAGAGUGCAGCACAGCAAUGUAAUUAUAAUUGUGUGUGUGUGUGUGUUAUGUUAUUGUGAAAAUUAUUGUGUGGUGUGAUUUUUUUUGCUUACGUGAAUUUUCUGUUUGAGGAAGGAAAAGUGUUAAAAAUUGGAAAAAUGGGAAUUGUGAAAUUGGAUGAGAAUGGAUUGCAUGGAGAAUUAAAUAAUUAAGUGCUCAGUACAUAAAACCUGAAUAAAUGGAUGAUAACAUCGAAACUACUCAAAAAAUUGUUAAACUGUGACAAAAAUGUAGAAAAUAAUCGACUCGAUUUGAAGAACGGAGGAAGAAAUCUAGUCAAUUUUUUAAAAGAAGAUUAAUUAACAUGUGAAAAUUUGCAGUGCAGUUAACAAAGUAACAAGUUUUUAAACUAUUUUGUGUAAAAAAAGUGCACGGAAAGAUGGGAUUACAAAAAUCUGAGAAGAAAAGUUUACUGCCAAAAAUGCAGCCAAAAAUGUCGAUUGGGUAUCUGCACAUUUUAAUCAGCACGAUCAUCAUCUUAAUUACAGUGAGAAAAUGCGAAGCAAAUUUGCCUCCCUAUUUCACCGAAGAUAUGAACAAUCAUGUGAUUCCGGAGAACACGCCGUUGGGGACGAUCGUCUACACGUUGAAGGGGGUUGACCCCGAGGGAUCUCCGGUCAAGUUCGGUCUCAUGGGGACAGAUCGGUUAAAAGUGGAUGAAAAAACUGGGGUGGUCACCGUGGUCAAAGUGAUAGAUCGUGAGACUACGGACCGCUUAAAACUAGUCGUGACGAUAGAAGACGUGGUGAAAGAGGGCGUCGAAAAUAAUAACGUUGUCCGAAUUCCAUCUUCCGUCACCAUUUCCGAUUCGAAUGAUAAUGCUCCCACAUUUCUUAACCAGAGUAUUUACGAAAACGUCGAAGUCAUGGAAGAUACGAGAGUCGGGUCUAAAAUUCUCGGCGUGGACGUUGUCGAUCCCGACCUGACCGGGAUGGCGUUAUCCCUCACGUGCACCGCGUCACCUCAGUCUCCCGAAGCUUGUACCAUAUUCCCCGUGGUGGUGCAGGAAACAACGGCUGGUCUUCUGAAGGGGGAGGUUCGCCUCGGUCAAGCCUUGGACUUUAAUAAGCGAUCCCUCUACCAGUUCAAGUUGACGGCAUCGGAUGGCGAACACAAAAGCAGUGUCGAAAUCCUGUUGAGAAUUCGUGACGUGCAAAACACUCCGCCAAUUUUUACCGGUGCGAUGGCAGGUCGCGUCAUGGAGGACGCGGAUGUCGGAACGCUGGUCAUGCUGAUCCAGGCGAGAGACGGAGACCUCGGGAAACCCAGAGACGUUCGGCUGAGUUUGUUGACAAAUCCUGGAGAAGUGUUCCAACUUGACCCGAAAUCAGGCCGACUAACAACAACGCGUCCCCUGGACCGUGAAACGUUGGGGAGUCUGCUCACCCUGGAAGUUAAAGCGAUGGAGCUUCCUCAUCCGGGAGAACUGACCCUCUCGACGCAGGCGGACAUCGAUAUUCUCACCACGACUAAAAACGUGACCGUUUUGAUUGACGAUGUGAACGAUUCCGAGCCAAAGUUCAACAAGAAAGAGUAUUUCACCGAGAUUGGGGAAAACACUGGCGUGGGGACACCACUUCCGGAUUUGGGCAUGGUCAUUUCGGAUGCAGACACGGGGACCUUCAGCGAUUUUACGCUCAGAAUUGAGGGCCCGUUAGCAGAUUUGUUUGAUAUCCAGCCAAAAUUUGCGAGUGGAAGUGUCCAACCGGUUAUUCGGGUUAAGAAAGCGUUUGAUCAUGAGAAUCCGAACGAGAGAAAGUUCAUUUUGCUGGUCGUCGCUCAAAAUACGGACGAACCAGAACUCUUUUCCACUGCCACCGUAACGAUUGUUACGCUUGAUGAGAAUGAUAAUCGACCAAAGUUCGAUCGGGACGUGUACCAAAUCAGCAUCCCAGAGUCGACCAAACCUGGUACCAAAAUUGGCGAAAUUACGGCGGAAGAUCCAGACUCGAAUGAAUUUGGGAAUGAGGGACUCAUCUAUCAAAUCAUAGGGACUGGGAGUAAGAGAUUCACCGUGAACAACCGAACCGGAGAAAUCUACGUGGCUCCCUGUUCCCCCAAGGAAGACUCGCUCCCUUGCCUGGAUUACGAGACUCAAAAGACGUACGAUCUCCUCUACAUGGCGAGUGACACUUUCAAACGGGACGGUUUUAUUAAGAGCGUCGUCCCCCUUCAAAUCAUCCUCACGGACUCGAACGAUUCUCCCGUCACGUUUCCAGAGCCGAAAUAUGGACGAACUCUGCCAGAAAAUUCGGCCCAAUUUGAACCUCCCUUCUACAUCGUGGCGUCCGACUUGGACGCCUUGUCCGUCAUCACGUACCAAAUCCUGGCCCCGAAAAACUCCAGUAUCCACACGUACUUCAGGAUGGAUGAGAAUUCUGGGGAACUCGCGAUCCGAAGGGGACUCCUUCCACCGGCGAACUACUCGUUCAAAGUGGAAGCGUCGGAUGGACUGCAUUCUGCCGUAGUUCCGGUACUUGUGCAGGUGACCGAUAUCAACAAUCACGCCCCCUCAUUCAGCCAAACCACGCUGGACGGAAGGGUACUCACCAUCCCGGAAAAUACCACCGUGGGCUCACUAAUCGUCGCAGUGAAAGCGCUGGAUCCCGACCUUCGUGAGAACGGCGUCGUCCGCUAUUCGAUCGACAAGGGAGCCUACGGAUACUUUGAGAUAGACCCGGUCAAGGGAGAUAUUACGUUAGUGAAAGAGUUGGAUGACGACGCCGUGUCGAACUUUGACCUCCUCGUGACCGCUUAUGAUCAAGGAAGCCCCUCAAUGAGGACGAGCAUCAGCGUUCAAAUCAGCGUGGGUGACGUGUACCAUAAACUGCCCAAGAUGACGCCAGGCGUUCAGAGGAUUCAGGUUUCUGAGAGUGCGGAAAUUGGGGAGGAAGUCACCGUGAUAGGGACGAAUGCAAAGGACUUGAAUUUAGGGGAUCGGUUGCAGUUCGAUUUUGUGGACCCGAUCGAAGCAAGAAAUUCGGAUAAUCAAGCCAUAACGGGGGCAGGGUUGGAAAUGGUUCGGGAAUGGUUUCGUAUCGAUAACGAUGGGAAAGUCAGAGUAGCCAACGCCCUGCAAAGAGACCUCGUUACCGCGAUGAAUUUGACAGUAAUGAUCACAUCGGAGUGGGCAAAACCUGGUUCAAAAAAUUUGGGGAGUUUGAUGAUAACCGUGUUCGAGGUGAACGAUAAGCCCCCCACUGUGGAAGAUAUGGAAAUUGAAAUCCUCGAAGAACUUCCCCCUGGUCAAGCCAUACUCACCUUGGAAGCCGAAGAUCCCGAGGGCGGCCAAAUUUCGCACUAUUUUAUAGAAAAAGGAUCCGAGUAUUUUAGCGUUGACAAUAAAACCGGCGAAGUGAAAGUGGCCGGACGACUAGACUAUGAACACCAACCCAGCUACAAUGUGACCGUGGUCGUGGUGGACAGCGGGGUCCCGCAGCUAUCCUCCACCGCCACGAUUAUGGUGUCGUUAGUUAAUGAUAACGAUAACGAUCCCAAAUUCGAUAAGACCGAGUACGAAGCCUCCCUUGAAGAACACCCCACACCAGGAAAAGUGGUCGCUCAAGUCACCGCGACCGAUUUGGAUGUCGACUCGACAAUUAACUACGAAAUUGUGCCAUCCGAAUAUUCUCCCGCAUUCGAGAUCAACCGUUUAGGCGAAGUGUCCAUCUCUUCUGAAGGAAGAGCGCUUAUCGAUCGCGAAACGAUGGAGCAUCACUCCCACAUCAGUCUCAGCAUCAAAGCCAGCGACGGAGAGCGCGUGGCUUAUACCACGUUGCGAAUUCGAGUUCUUGACAUUAACGAUAAUCGGCCAACCUUCCCCCAGAAGAGUUACCACAUCACGGUCCACGCUCCACUCCGGGCGAAACAGGACAUUCUCCGCGUCGCAGCGUCACACGGGGCGGACUUACCGGAAACGGACCGAAUGCACUACUCCAUUCUGGAGGAAGGCAAUGAAAACGGAAUUUUUGAGAUUGACGCUGAAACCGGAGUCCUUCGAGCAGCUCAGGCGUACGAAAAAGCGGGCGAGAUGAGCUUAUCGAUACAAGUGGAUGACGUUGGUGGGGACAAAGAGCUUAUGGGGGAUCAUACCGAUAAGACGACCGUUUUGGUGCAGAUAUUACCAGGAAAUUUUAAAAAGCCAGAGUUCCUCUUUCCAAAUAAGAUUAAUUCGACUCUGGUGGCGGAUGAGUCAAACGUCGAAGAAAUCGAGAAAUUCGCAAACUCCGCCUUUACCAAAGUUCUCGGACAAAUUCUUGCCUUCGACCCGGACGAGGGGGAUGCUGGAAAAAUGCAGUUCUUUUUCAAAGAAGGCGACAAUCUCGUCACAGAGACGGAACGGUUCCGAAUUGAGACUGAGACUGGAAAAGUCCACCAGAUUCGACCCCUCGAUCGCGAAGAGAUGAAUAAAUAUGACCUCGUCGUGGUCGCAAAAGAUUCCGGAAUUCCCGUCUCAACUCAAGCCCAGCACGUCCUCACCAUAAAAAUUUCAGAUAUUGACGACCAUAAACCAUAUUUCCGGCGUCGUGAGUACGAUUUUACGAUCAAAGAGAACUCUCCAGAAAGUACGUUCAUCGGCCAAGUCUCCGCUGAGGACGAGGACGAGGGAAAAAACGCCCAGAUUUUCUACUUCCUCGUGACCACUGCAGCCACCAAGCAUUUGAAGGAGGACAUCAGAGUGGACAUCAAAACGGGGAUGAUUCACAGCAACGCCGUCCUCGACAGGGAGCGGAUAGAUUCCUACCAGUUGUACGUGAGGGCGGUGUCGUCACCCAUUUUUAAUAAAUCAAUGGAGCUGAUGGACUAUCAAGAAUUUUUGGAUGAUUUUUCCCUUGCAGCAAUCAAUAUCACAGUUUUAGAUGAAAAUGAUAACAGUCCCCGUUUCGUCGAAAAACAAUAUUACGCCGCCAUAAACUCGGAGGCAGAACCUGGUCGUGAAAUCAUGACUUUAAAAUCGAUCGACAUCGAUUCUCCCCUCACCUCCCCCGUUUCCUAUUCCCUGCUCGGGGCAAACCUUAUUCUCGACGACUUCCGGUCUGGAGGGUCCGUCAUUCCAUCCCCGUUUAGGGUCGAUGCCAUUUCAGGAAGACUCACCCUAUCACAAUCCGCCAUGCGACAAUAUUCCGGCGGAAAUAAUAGAUUCCAGGUCAAGAUCGGGGUACGAGAAAGUGUCGCCCCGUAUCACUCUGACACAACCCAGGUGCAAGUUUGGGUCGUCGAGUCGGCGCAGGAAACCAUUCUGACGGUUGAAUCACCACCAAAGUCGCUUAUCAAAGAAGGCCUUAUCGACGUAUUGACGAACAUUACCGGAAAUUAUGUCCUCAUAACGAAAAUAUCACCCCACGUGGGAGAAGACCUCGUCGUUAAUAAGGAAUGGAGCGACGUAUUUGUGACAGCCAUCGAUAAAACUACCUUCCAGCCUGUCCCGGUUUCCCAGUUUUUGCAAGCCUUAGACCUCGGGCAUGACCACCUUCGCACUGCCGAUAUGCCAAUCGUCCUCCAUUCUGCGGUCCCCGCGGUCUCCUCCGUCGACGGAGAUGGGAACGAAUACUAUUUCAACGGAGGGGACGCCUUUGACGCGGCGUUUGCCGGAUUGAUUGCGCUCAUCGCCCUUUUGUGCAUGGGCCUCGCCGCCAUUAUCGCGUGCUGCUGCUGUAUCAAUCGGAUGUAUGAGAAAGACACGGACUCUGAAAAGCAGACGAUCUACGGACCCAUGAGCAAGUACCCCUUGCACGUGAGCCACCCCUCGAUUCCCGGCACGCCAAAUAUGACCAUGACUGGACGCCAUCACAACGCAUCGAACGUGGGAGGUGGCGACAUGAUUGAAGACAUGGCGACGGAUAACCCUCUCUGGAUUGAUCAUAAAGUGAAGACUUACGAAGAGCAAGAGCUGACUAUGCAAGUCGCCUCAGAGUUGGACCACUCCAACGGAAGUGUUGACAUCGGGGUGGACGAUGACGAUGAGGAAGUCAACUACAUCGAGGAGGAGGACGAAGAUGGUGAGGAAGGUGACAAUAAUGUCGUCACUUCGAUUCAUCAUCAUAAUCACCACCUUAAUAAACGACAGAGGAAUCAGUCCCCACAAUUUUCGCACGCUUACGCCACCCUCCACCCCCAACCGAGAGGGAUGGGACAGGCAGAUAACUAUGAUAAUAUUAACAUUUUAGGCGAAGAUACAAUAGCGGUGCAUCUAUAGUGAUAAGGUGUAAGUAAGAUAUGUGUGUACUGGGCUUAUGUAAAGUGACGACUUAAUAUGUAAUUUAUGUAUGUAUACUACUUUGGUAACUUGCGCCAUAGUUCAACCAUGGCGCAAGUUACGAAAGGAGGCGAUAGUUAUAAUUCUUUAUAUUUAACUAUUGAAAGACUUGACUAAUUUUUAAGAGGGAUUGCAUGGCUUGUUUUUUCGUACUCUUUUUGGUUUUGGGGUUUGAAUUUGUUGUUAAUUUAUUUUGUUUUGGAGAAAGGAAUUCGUAUUUUUGGGGGAUAAGGUUGGAAUUUUUACUAAAUUACAAGUUAACCCACUAUUUCUGCUGACUAAAAGUUGAACUAUGUAAAUUGUUAUUUUUUUAGUAAAAAAUCGUGUGGGUGCGAUCAUGACGAAAAUUUCUAAUGUUUCAAUUAGUGGGAUGAUUUAUAACAGUUAGAUAAAUAAGUACUGUUUAAUUAACAGUAGAUAUUUUUGUGUCAUUUUAGCGUGCAAUGUACAAUUAACAGCUUUAUUAUGUAUUAUUUAAUUGAGAUUAAGCAUUGCUUAUCAUAUAUAUGUAUAUACAUGUUAUGUAUGAUUUGUAUUGUGUGUGAUGCUUAUUAAUUGAGUUUCAUAAAUUAUUGAAUAAUUUAUUUUUUGGGACAGAGGUAACCGAAAGUGCCAAAUAAAUGAGUGUUGAAAUCUUCACAAGUAAUAAUUUGAA
Molecule: messenger RNA, 7093 nt
Organism: Folsomia candida
Lineage: Eukaryota; Metazoa; Arthropoda; Collembola; Entomobryomorpha; Isotomidae
Product: cadherin-87A
Exons: 26
Coding region: 562-6378 (1938 amino acids)
Biological process (GO): homophilic cell-cell adhesion
Cellular component (GO): catenin complex; plasma membrane
Molecular function (GO): cadherin binding; calcium ion binding
Source: RefSeq, a predicted model, not a curated record